GUAGAGUUACCACGGUUCUGUAAAAGCGAAAUGAGAGCAUGACGGUCAGAGAACCUGCUCGUUUCACAGAGAAUUCACCCCCUGGCUGUGUGCUGGGCAGCAGUACGCGCGCGAAGGGCUCAUCCCGGAGGCGUGGAGUUGGCACCGCGUUACGUAUGAGGCUGCGCUGGGCAGGGCGCACUCCCCGUCCUCCCGGCAGCAAAGGGCCGGAAGGACGGCCGUGCGUGAAAGCUCCAUUGAAGGCGUCUCCCACAAGCACUGAUCUCAAGCUGCACGUGUGUGAUAAACUCGGCCUUUGCUUUUUUUUUUUUUUUUCUUUUCCUUUUUUUAAUGUAAAGUGCUUUAAAAGGGGCUUGAUACCGAAAGUGAAAGUAGUAGAAGAGUUACCUCUCGCUUCUUACGCUCCGCCUUGCAAGAGUCCCCAUAUUUUUUUUUCAGAUUAUUUAGCGAAAUUCCUGGGCUGGGGCAAGGGCGGGGAGUUCCAAUAGUCCCGAGGCCGACUGCGGCGCGGCAUCGGGCGGAGGGCGCUGCCCGCGUGACUCCGCACCCUGCGUGGAGGAGAAAGGGCGGCCCGGCGCUCGGCCGAACCCCGUGGAGCAGAGCCGCCCAUUAGCAGCUCGUCGCGCUGGGAGGCGGGUCCCAAGGGGCUUCCAUCUGUCGGCUUUGUCCCGCUUUGCAGUCCCGUUCCUGGGAAUUCCGCCCCUCCUGCAGGGUGGCGGGCUGGCGGCGGCGCUGUGACUCAGCACGUGGGGCCGCGCCUGGUGGCGGGGCGCUGAGCGGGCAGCGCGGCGCACCACGCGCACGGCGGCCGCCGGGAGCGGAGGCGGGCGCGAAUUUCUUUCGAAGGUGCUCUCUUAUGUAGAAAGCUUUGCUCAUCCCAACUGCCCUGAACGAAAGACUAAGAACCUACCUGCCUGUCUGAAGGAAGUGCCUGAAGGAAGGCACUAAAGCUCUUUCUUAAGCAGAGAUCAUCAGUGCUAACAACAUGGAGGAUGUUGACAGCUUGCAGUUUCGUCAGCUGCUCCUGCUCAUCGAUGAAAAACUGGGGGCUGAGGAUGUAGCAGCAUUAAAAUUUCUCUGUACUGACUUGAUCCCCUUCAGAAAACUGGAAAGCGUGCAGUCAGCAAUGGACAUUUUUCAGCUUCUUAUGGAUGAAGAUUAUCUGAAUGAGAAAGAUACUUUCCUGCUAGCUGAACUGUUAUACAGAAUUAAAUACCACUCCUUGCUCAGUCUCCUGGGCUAUACCAAGGAGAAAGUGCAAGCAUGUCUGCGUGAGAAGGGAAAAGUGUCUAUGUACAGGCAGAUGCUGUAUGAAUUGUCAGAGAACAUUACCAAUGAGAUGUUGCAGGAAAUUGUAUUCCUCCUGAGAAACCAUCUUCCAAAGCGACACAGAACUAUUUCUGCUUUGGAGUUGCUGAUUUUAUUGGAAAAACAGGGUCUUUUAACUGAAAACAAUGUGCAGACACUGGAGGAAGUCUUUAGAAAUGUUUCACCUGAUCUCCUGGAAACAGUAAACUGCUACAGAAUGGCAAAUGUGUCUCUGUCUCAGCAGGAGAAUACUCUUCCAGUCAAGGAAUCUUCACCAUCUUACGCUGUAGGCAUCAGAGUUUUCAAUUCCCCUCAGGAGACCUCAAUCAAAUUUGUCAGUUCCAAUAUCCAUGAUCAUUACGUUGAAGAACCUGGGAGCCCAUGGGAAUAUACUGGAAAUGUGAGCUCUGUACCUGGCAGGCAAGAUAACAGAGCGCCUGAUCUUACACAAGUCUUCUCUGAAACAAGCCUGCAGCUGUCUGGAGGAUUCAGUGGUGUAGAAAAUGAAUCCAAGGUGUCAACUUACAAAAUGGAUGGGCCACAGAGAGGAAUUUGUCUUGUUAUUAAUAAUGUUAAAUUUGAUGGGGUUCUUCAAGAGAGAAAGGGUUCUUAUAAAGAUGCCUGGGAACUGGAGAAAGUAUUCAAAUGGCUUGGUCUGGAUGUGAGGACUUACACAGAUCAGACAUCUGAUCAGAUUAAAGAACUGAUGCAAGCAUGGCAGCGUUCAGAAGACCACAAGGAUAGGGACUGUUUUGUUUGUUGCAUUCUGUCUCAUGGAGAGUCAGGAGCAGUCUAUGGGAAAGAUGGGAAGCUUGUAUCAAUCCGCACUAUCAUGACCUACUUCACUGCCAAACAAUGUCCACAGUUGACUGAAAAACCCAAACUAUUUUUUAUCCAAGCAUGCCAGGGUAAAGAGAUACAGCGUCCUGUCUAUGUUGAAACUGAUGCACGAGUUCCUGACUUCUCUUCUGUACAACAGAGCAUUUCUCCUUCUGAAAGUAUUCCUGAAGAGGCUGAUUUCCUUCUAGGCAUGGCCACAAUUGACGGAUAUGCUUCUUUCCGACAUGUUCAAGAGGGUACUUGGUAUAUUCAGGCCUUGUGCAGCAAGCUACAGUUGUUGGUACCAAGGGGUGAAGAUAUUUUGUCCAUCCUUACAGAAGUUAAUGAAGAUGUUAGCAAGCGUGUUGACCCUUGUGGGACAAAGAAGCAGAUGCCGCAGCCAGCAUAUACCUUAAGAAGAAAACUUAUAUUCCCAAUACCUAGAGACCCUCCUCCUUCACAGUGA
This is a messenger RNA of Lagopus muta (rock ptarmigan), 2593 nucleotides long. Its product is annotated as caspase-10-like. The transcript has 12 exons. The record is from RefSeq and is a predicted model, not a curated record. NCBI's taxonomy places the organism in Eukaryota, Metazoa, Chordata, Aves, Galliformes, Phasianidae. Bases 986 to 2593 code for a protein of 535 amino acids. Gene Ontology annotation, molecular function: protein binding. Gene Ontology annotation, biological process: negative regulation of extrinsic apoptotic signaling pathway via death domain receptors; proteolysis.